ACUGAAUACAAGAAUUAACUAAAAAUUUGAAAAAUGGAAGGUAAGUUGAGGAUAAACACAAAGUAUAGAAAAGCAGAAUGUGAGGAGGGCUUAGAACCAGUUAGCCCUCUUACUGAAUACUUGCUUACUGAGAGUUUUACAGUCUUUAUUAUAGCAGUUUUUGAACUUGACGUUUCUGUUGAUUUUCCUUCUACUUAUUAUUAUCUCAACCAUUUAUUCCUUAAUGCUCAUCCUCGUUUCUCCUCUAUACCGGUUGAGGAGAAAAAGGGCAAUAAAAUGUGGAAGCAAGUGGAAGUGAAUGUUGAGGAUCAUGUAAAAGUAGCAGUAUUUGGCGAAGAUAAAUCAACAGAAUAUUAUAGUAAUCAGUUUGAUAUAUACAUAUCCCAAUUAGCAAAUUCAAAAAUGUCACUACAAAAACCCUUAUGGGAACUCCACAUAUUUAACUACCCAACAAUAAAUGGAGCAAAAGCAACCAUAAUAUUCAAGUUUCAUCAUGCACUUGCUGAUGGUAUUUCUCUCAUGGGUGUUGUCUUAUCUUGUGUUCAAAGACAUGAUGACCCUUUUAAGCCUCUCAGUUUUCCAACUAAAACUACAACUUUAAGACCCAAAAACAGUCCUGAUGCUUUUAUGAAAGUUCUUAACUUUGUGCCUCAAUUUAUGGCUUCUGUCUUCUAUUCGUUUUAUUAUUUUGGGCAAAGUCUCAGGAUGUUAUACCAUGAAGAUGAUCGGACUCCUGUUAGGCCUAAAAAUAUAAAGUGUGCUCCAUUAUGUGCAUCCAUUCAAACACUCACUUGGUCUCUUACUGAUGUCAAAAGAAUUAAAACUGUUCUUGGUGUGACAGUAAAUGAUGUGGUAGUGGGAAUACUUUUUCUUGGACUUCGAUUAUACAUGCAAGAAAUUAAUGAUGGGAAACUACAGAAGUCAAGAUCUACAAUGCUAAUAGCUGUUAACCCAAGAAUUAUGAAAGGAUAUGCAACUCCAGAAGAAAUGUGUAAAGAUAAGAGUAAGCUGCCUUGGGGAAAUAAGACUUCAACUAUUGAAUUUCUGAUUCCAAAUUUAGAGGAGAAUGAUUUAAAGGAUCCACUCAAGUUUGUCAUGAAAGCUCACAACAUUAUCAAUAGAAAGAGAAAUACUCCUUUUGCUCAAUUCUUGCUUGGUGUCUUCCUCGGAGCUGUUAAGACUUUUGGAGGCUUUCAGGCAGCAGCAAAAUUGUUUGAACGAAGAAUCACGAAUUGUACCUUUCAAAUGACAAAUAUGAUUGGACCAAUUGAGAGAAUGAGCAUUGGUAAUCAUCCUGUUAAGGGCUUUUACUUCAUGCCAAAUGGAAUCAAAUCGAGUUUAGUCGUGUCGGUGAUGAGUUAUAUGGAAAUGCUGAGAAUUGGUUUCACCAUUGAUAAAGAAUCCAUUGAUUGUCCAAAGUUGAUCACAUGUGUGGAAAACGCAUUUCAGUUAAUCCUCCAAGCUGCCACUACUACUUCCAACUUUGUCGCUACUUAGUAAACUAUAUAUAUUCUAGCAAGUGUUAUGAUUUUUUUUGUUUAUUUUUUUCAAAUAAAUUUAAGUGAUGUUAUGUAUGUUGUGGGUUAACUUUUCAUUUGGGUACGUUACCUUUAAUGCUAUGUUCUUCAUUUGAACGCUAUGCUCGAUGAUAAUGUUCAAAACCAAAAAGGAUUGUAUUGGAUUAUUAAUAUUUUUCCUAUUUAUCUAGCUGCCUUAAAAAUAAUU
Molecule: messenger RNA, 1725 nt
Organism: Amaranthus tricolor (Joseph's coat)
Lineage: Eukaryota; Viridiplantae; Streptophyta; Magnoliopsida; Caryophyllales; Amaranthaceae
Product: wax ester synthase/diacylglycerol acyltransferase 6-like
Exons: 5
Coding region: 34-1497 (487 amino acids)
Biological process (GO): triglyceride biosynthetic process
Cellular component (GO): plasma membrane
Molecular function (GO): diacylglycerol O-acyltransferase activity; long-chain-alcohol O-fatty-acyltransferase activity
Source: RefSeq, a predicted model, not a curated record